AUGGGGGCAUCUCUGGGGCCUCCCCAGGGCAUUGCCAGAACACACCUGGCAGGCUGGGGUGACACUCUUCUCUUUGCAGGGACUUCCGUCAGAGCAGCAGGUCUGCUUGACCUGCCGCGCGUGGUGACCCUGAGCGAGGAUGCAGCACCGGGCACCCAUGUAGCCAAGGUGACAGUGUCCUGCAGCAAUGCAAGUGGCAGCCCCAACAUCACCCUGCAUGGCCUUGAGCCUGGCCACCCCUUCAACCCUAUCGCCAUCAGCACUGAUCCUGUGGCUGCCACCAUGUUUCAGGCAGAGGUGACACUGCGUGCCGGAGCGGAGCUCAAUGCCCACCAGGUGAACCAGUAUGCCCUUACCCUGCGGGCCACUUGUCCUGGUGAGGAUGAAGUAGAGGAGCGGCUCUUUGUUCGGGUGACAGCAGGGCAGGUACUGCGUUGUGAUGCCCCCUUCGCCAGAGCAGGGGGAGAUGUGGUGCAGGUACUGGCAGACAUUGCCCCCCGGACGCCCCUGUACGCGGUGCUGCCGCAGCCACUUGGCGGGCUGAUGUUCAGGCUCCGAAACCACGAUACGCCCCUCACGCUCACCCACCGGGGCCUGGUGCUGACGCCUGCUGGUGGCUUUGACCCCAGCAAGGACAACCAGACAUUCAGGCUGGAGAUCGAGGUGGUGGACCGCCAUGGGCACAACUGCAGUGGGGCCCUGAGGGUGGAGGUGCUGCCAUCACGCCGUCCCCGUGUCGCCUUCCUUGAGCCACAGCAGUCCGUGAGAGUGCCAGAUGGUACCGGCCCUUUGGAGGUGGUCAUGCAGGUCCAUGCCACUGGUGACAACGUCCGCUACACCAUCCUGGCUCCCGCAGCGCCUGCACUUUUCACCAUUGAUGAGGUGACAGGCGAGAUCCGCAGCACCAGCCAGCUGGAGGUGGCCCAUGCAUACCUCCUCAUACGGGCUUACAAUGCACUGCACCCCACUGACCAUGCCACCACCACGCUCAACAUCACCGUGCAGGAGACAGACCGGCAGGCGCCAAGAUGCAUCCCAGCCCUCUUCGUGUUCCAGGUGCCUGAGACGGUGUCCCCUGGCAGCACCCUGGUGACACUGAGGUGCACCAACCCCGCCAGCGCCAAGGGGUGCCUGAGCUAUGCCCUUGAGGGACCCCCUGCCUCCCGCUUCCGCUUCCGCAUGGAGGGGCCGCAGUUGCAGGUCAACACCACCCUUGACUAUGACUCGGAGGCUGUGGCCGCUGUGGGCUUCCAGUUCACGGCCACCAUCAUGGUGACGGCAGGAGCGCAGCCCCCACGGACCACCCACGUGCCUGUGCUCAUGACGGUGACGCCUGUCAAUGAAUUUACACCGGUGUGUCCCAAUGGUGCCGCCUUCACCGUGCCAGAGACGGCAGGUUUCGGCAGCACUGUGGGGCGCGUGGCUGGCACUGACCGCGACUACCCACUGGACAGCCUUGAGUACAGCCUGGAGGGUGGCUCCAGCCCCGCGCAGCCCUUCUCCAUCGACACACACACUGGUGAGAUCCGUGUGGUAGGACCCCUCGACUACCAGAGGCAGAGGAGCUACAGGCUGAUGGUGCGGCUGACGGACACCCACAACGACCUGAACCCAGCAAUGCGGCGGAGCUGCGUGUGCAACGUCGCUGUGUACCUGCAGGCUGUGGCAGAACAGGUGCUGGUGUGUACCCCUGAGGUGCAGGAGCUGUGGAUCACGGCCAGGUUGGGUGGCCGCCAGCCUGUCACCCACCUGGCAUGCCAGGGAGGACCUGACAGCACCACGCUGGCAUACACCAUUGCUGGAGGCAACGAGGAUGAGUGCUUUCAGCUGGAGGGGAACACCCUCUUCUACCUCCCUUGUGACUCGGCCAAGCCCCGCACCUUCAUGCUGCUGGUGGAGGUGUGGGGAGGCCCUGGUGUCCCCCACCACAGCACGAUGGUGGCACUGGUGGUGCAUGUGACCCCCCGGAGCACCCCAGUGCCACCCAGCACCACCACCAGGCACAUGGUGCUGUGGAAGGAGCCACUGGUUGUCAUGCGGAUGGAGGCAGCAUGGCACCCACCAGCCUGGUUUGUGGCCGUGCUGACUGUAUCUGGCGCCCUGCUGCUGGCUGCCCUGGGCUGUGUGGCUCGGAUCCUGCUCUGCAGCAACCAAGACCCUGCAAGCUGCUGCUGAGCUAGAGGUGGGUGCUGUGUGGCCAGGGUGGUUGGAUCAGUAGUGAGGGGCAGCCAUGCACGUUGGCACAGGCCCCCAUAGCAUCCUCGCAGGCAGCCAGGAGAUGUGAGGGGCUGUUUAAUGUACCCUGUGUUUGGCUGUGGCCCCCAGGGCAAGGGUACAGUGAUGAUGGGAGCCAUGGGUGCAGAGAUGGUGAUUUGGCCAGGGGACAGCCAUGUCAGUGUCUGAGCUGGGGCAAAAACUCUGCGGUGGGCAGGGUGGGAUGGCACAGCAGUGGCGCUGCUGCCUGCUGCAGGGCUGAAUCCUGGUGCCAAGGCUGGGGCCACUGCAGCUCACAGGCAGAGCUCUGCUUUGCUGGGAAAGGUGCCCUGGGAGGAGGUGAACAGGCUGUACACUCCCUGGGAGGAUGAACCAGGGGUGAGAGGUGGCAGAGGGGAGAGCCUGAGGAAGCCGGUCCAGCCUGUGCCAGGCGUCUGCAUGGCAAGAAGGAGGCAUGCAAGCCUGUGGGCAGGAUAACAGGUGCCUCCAGCAGUGUAACAGCCUCAGGAUGAUGCAUGGCUGCAUCCACAUUCAUUGGUGAAGUCAGGGGCAUGGUGCUUGGUGGCAGCAGGGCUGUAGUGACCAUGAAAGGUAGAAGAUUCAGGCUCAGCCCCUGCAGGCAGCACUAGCAGCAGGAGGGCUCCAGGGUAGCGCAUCCUCCAAGCACAACAAUGGUGUGCACUGGCAUGUGGGGACAUGAGCAUGCAUGCUGGCAGACCAGCUGGUCACUUUCUGGCAUUGCUGAAAGGUGGUAAUCUUGGGGGUGCACAGACCCUGCUGCAAUCCCUUCGGCACCCAGGGACAUGCCAGGGCCACACCGGCUGGGUAAGGAGACAAUCAGGUAGGUGGAAGUCAGUGAGGGCAAUGGGCUUGACAGGGUUCAGCUGGCAGUGCAAAGCCUGGCUGGUGACCCACUGCUGGCAGCAUCCUUUGGGGUUGAGGCUGGGGGCCUGUCACUGGUGGUGUGCCCUCCCCUCACCCCCUCUGCAGCUCCUGGGAUGUGACGGGGCAGAGGGGCGGUGAGGAGGAGCUCAGCCACCCCCACGCUGGCAGCCCAGUAAGUGUGUGCUGUGGUGCAGAGAGUGGACACACUGCCAGGGGUGCGGGUAGGCACUCUGGGGCUCUCAGCACCCUCUCCUGUCUCUCCUCUGCACAGGGGCAGUUUGAUGGCCAUGUCUGGGACCCAUGUGAGUGCCCUGUCCCAUGGCCUCUGCAGCCUUGGGCUGCAUCCGUUGGGGCAGAGGUGUCUGGGGGACAGGAAAGACAGGUGCCAGGCAGCACUGCCUGGGCAGCACCCAUGGGGUGAAGGCUGAGUGCUGCCUCCCAUCUCAGGUACUGGCAGGGACUAUGUAUGUCUUCAACAGCAUGACCAGGGCAAGGUGCUGGAUCUGAGCGGCUUGACCCAGCAAGGGACACCCCAGGACCCACAGCUCCCCACAGGCCGCACUGGGCAGAGCACCAGGCACUAGCAGACACUCGUUGUGGCCCUUGGGCCUGGGAGGAGCCCACUCCAUGGGCAAAUUUGCUGCCCAAGGACACAGCCAGCCCCUGGACGCCCGCGGCCAGCACAGAACCAAUAAAUGGUGGCAGAGAUUGCA
Messenger RNA from Phalacrocorax carbo (great cormorant), 3812 nucleotides. Lineage: Eukaryota; Metazoa; Chordata; Aves; Suliformes; Phalacrocoracidae. The record is from RefSeq and is a predicted model, not a curated record.